Messenger RNA from Orycteropus afer afer, 4722 nucleotides. It is a transcript of the gene CFTR, whose product is annotated as CF transmembrane conductance regulator. Gene Ontology annotation, biological process: chloride transmembrane transport; bicarbonate transport. The transcript is spliced from 27 exons. Gene Ontology annotation, molecular function: chloride channel activity; ATP binding; ATP hydrolysis activity. The record is from RefSeq and is a predicted model, not a curated record. The coding region runs from base 1 to 4722 and encodes 1573 amino acids. NCBI's taxonomy places the organism in Eukaryota, Metazoa, Chordata, Mammalia, Tubulidentata, Orycteropodidae. Gene Ontology annotation, cellular component: cytosol; plasma membrane; apical plasma membrane.
AUGCACCUUGCAAACGUGACAGGAACACGGCUACGAUCUCGGGACAAAGGAAGAGGAAGUCUGCGGGAAGCUGGCGGCGGCAGGUCCUGGGUCCCGCGGAACCUGGCGCUUGGAGGGUCCAGGACCCUUGAUGAGGGGCUGGGUCCCCUCCUGCGGGUGGCUGCUCUGAAGAGCGCGAGAGACUGGACCCGAAGAGUGGCCGUGACUGUCCCCCGCCAGCAGACUCAAGGGCUAAGAACAGAUAAAAACAUUCAACAGGGACAAAUGCACGAGUUUAAGAGUGGCCAAGGAAGACUUAGUGGAGGAAAUUACUCUGAAAUUGACACGCGUAGGAGAUUAUCCAGUAAGGGUUAUCCACACAAAACGGGUGUGGACGGUGAAUAUUUCUGCCUCUUCUCUCUUUAUUUUAGUUGGACCAGACCAAUUUUGUGGAAAGGGUACCGACAGCGCCUGGCAUUAUCAGACAUAUACCAAAUCCCAUCUACUGAUUCUGCUGAUAAUCUCUCUGAAAAAGUUGAAAGAGAAUGGGACAGAGAGCUGGCUUCAAAGACAAAUCCUAAACUCAUUAAUGCCCUUCGGCGAUGCUUUCUUUGGAAAUUUAUUUUCUAUGGAAUCUUGUUGUAUUUAGGGGAAGUCACCAAAGCCGUGCAGCCACUCUUACUGGGAAGAAUCAUAGCUUCCUACGAUCCAGAUAACAAGGUGGAACGCUCCAUUGCCAUUUACUUGGGCGUAGGCUUGUGUCUUCUUUUCAUUGUAAGGAUGCUGCUCCUGCAUCCUGCCAUUUUUGGCCUCCAUCACAUUGGAAUGCAGAUGAGAAUAGCUUUGUUCAGUUUGAUUUAUAAGAAGACCUUAAAGCUGUCAAGCCGUGUUCUAGAUAAAAUAAGUAUUGGACAACUUGUUAGUCUCCUUUCCAACAACCUGAACAAAUUUGAUGAAGGACUUGCACUGGCACAUUUCGUGUGGAUCGCUCCUUUACAGGUGCUGCUUCUGAUGGGGCUGCUGUGGGAGCUGCUGCAGGCCUCCGCCUUCUGCGGGCUUGCUUUCCUGAUAGUCCUUGCCCUUGUACAAGCUGGACUAGGAAGAAUGAUGAUGAAGUACAGAGAUAAGAGAGCUGGAAAGAUCAAUGAAAGACUUGUGAUCACCUCUGAAAUGAUUGAAAAUAUCCAAUCUGUGAAGGCAUACUGCUGGGAGGAAGCAAUGGAAAAAAUGAUCGAAAAUCUAAGACAAACAGAGCUGAGACUAACUCGGAAGGCAGCCUAUGUGAGAUACUUCAACAGCUCAGCCUUCUUCUUCUCAGGGUUCUUUGUUGUGCUUUUCUCUGUGCUACCUUAUGCCCUGCUCAAAGGAAUCAUCCUUCGAAAAAUAUUCACCACCAUCUCAUUCUGCAUUGUUCUGCGCAUGGCCGUCACGCGGCAAUUCCCCUGGGCUGUGCAAACAUGGUAUGACUCACUUGGAGCAAUAAACAAAAUACAGGGAUGUGGAGAAUUAUUUGAGAAAGCAAAACAAAAUAAUAACAAUGGAGAAGUCUCCAGUGGUGAUAACGGCCUCUACUUCAGUAAUUUCUCACUUUUUGGUACUCCUGUCCUGAAAGACAUCAGUUUCAGCAUAGAAAGAGGACAGUUGUUGGCGGUUGCUGGAUCUACUGGAGCAGGCAAGACUUCACUUCUAAUGAUGAUUAUGGGAGAACUGGAGCCCUCAGAAGGUAAAAUUAAGCACAGUGGAAGAAUUUCAUUCUGCUCUCAGUUCUCCUGGAUCAUGCCUGGCACCCUUAAAGAAAAUAUCAUCUUUGGUGUUUCCUAUGAUGAGUAUAGAUAUAGGAGUGUCAUCAAAGCCUGCCAACUAGAAGAGGACAUUUCCAAGUUUGCAGAGAAAGACAAUAUAGUUCUUGGAGAGGGAGGAAUCACACUGAGUGGAGGACAACGAGCUAGAAUCUCUUUAGCAAGAGCAGUAUACAAAGAUGCUGAUUUGUACUUAUUAGACUCGCCCUUUGGAUAUCUAGAUGUUUUAACAGAAAAAGAAGUUUUUGAAAGCUGUGUCUGUAAAUUGAUGGCGAACAAAACUAGGAUUUUGGUCACUUCUAAAAUGGAACAUUUAAAGAAAGCUGACAAAAUAUUAAUUUUACAUGAAGGUAGCAGCUAUUUUUAUGGCACAUUUUCUGAACUACAAAAUCUACGGCCAGACUUCAGCUCAAAGCUCAUGGGAUUUGAUUCUUUCGACCAGUUUAGUGCAGAAAGGAGAAAUUCAAUCCUAACAGAGACCUUACGACGCUUCUCAUUAGAAGGAGAUACUGCUGUUUCCUGGAAUGAAACAAAAAAGCAAUCUUUUAGACAGUCUGGAGAGUUUGGUGAAAAGAGGAAGAACUCUAUUCUCAAUUCGAUCAGCUCCAUACGAAAAUUUUCAAUAAUACAGAAGACUCCAGUACAAAUGAACGGCAUCGAUGAGGAUUCCAGUGAGCCUUUGGAGAGAAGGCUGUCCUUAGUUCCAGAUUCUGAGCAAGGAGAGGCCAUCCUACCUCGAAGUAACAUAAUCAACACAGGGCCCACAUUUCAGAGACAACGAAGACAGUCGGUUUUGAACCUGAUGACACGCUCCUCAGUCAACCAAGGUCAAAGCAUUCACCGGAAAACAACAGCAUCCACACGAAAAAUGUCAUUGGCCCCUCAGACGAACUUAACUGAAAUUGAUAUAUAUUCAAGAAGAUUAUCUCAAGGAAGUGGCUUGGAAAUAAGUGAAGAAAUUAAUGAAGAAGAUUUAAAGGAGUGCUUUUUUGAUGACAUGGAGAGCAUACCACCAGUGACCACGUGGAACACAUACCUUCGAUAUCUUACUGUCCACAAGAGCUUAAUUUUUGUGCUAAUUUGGUGUUUAGUUAUUUUUCUGGCUCAGGUGGCUAUUUCUUUGGUUGUGUUGUGGCUACUUAGUAAAUCAUCUCUUCAAGACAAAUGGAAUAAUACUUCUGUGAGUGCAAACAGCAGUAACGGCUAUGGAGUGAUCUUCACUAGCACCAGCUCAUAUUACGUUUUUUACAUUUAUGUGGGAGUAGCAGACACUAUGCUUGUUCUGGGAUUCUUCAGAGGUUUACCACUGGUGCAUACUCUAAUCACAGUGUCGAAAAUUUUACACCACAAAAUGUUACAUUCUGUUCUUCAAGCACGUAUGUCAACCUUCAACACGUUGAAAGCAGGUGGGAUUCUUAAUAGAUUCUCCAAAGAUAUAGCAAUUAUGGAUGAUCUUCUGCCUCUUACCAUAUAUGACUUCAUCCAGUUGUUAUUAAUUGUGAUUGGCGCUGUAGCGGUGGUCUCGGUUUUACAACCCUACAUCUUGCUAGCAACAGUGCCUGUGAUAGCUGCAUUUAUUAUGUUGAGAGCAUACUUCCUCCACACCUCACAGCAACUCAAACAACUGGAAUCUGAAGCCAGGAGCCCAAUUUUCACUCAUCUUGUUACAAGCUUAAAAGGACUAUGGACACUCCGUGCUUUUGGACGCCAGCCUUACUUUGAAACUCUGUUCCACAAAACUCUGAAUUUGCACACUGCUAACUGGUUCUUGUACCUGUCGACACUCCGCUGGUUCCAAAUGCGAGUAGAAAUGAUUUUUGUCAUCUUCUUCAUUGCUGUUACCUUCACUUCCAUUUUAACAACAGGUGAAGGAGAAGGAACAAUUGGUAUUAUUCUAACAUUAGCCAUGAAUAUCAUGAGCACAUUGCAGUGGGCUGUAAAUUCCAGCAUAGAUGUGGACAGUUUGAUGCGAUCUGUGAGCCGAGUCUUUAAGUUUAUUGACAUGCCAACAGAAGAAAGUAAAUCUGCCAAAGCAAUGAAACCAUUCAAGGAUGGGCAGCUCUCCAAAGUUAUGAUUAUUGAGAAUCAGCACGUGAAAAAAGAUGAUGACUGGCCCUCAGGGGGCCAAAUGACCGUCAAAGACCUCACAGCAAAAUAUGUGGAUGGUGGCAAUGCCAUAUUAGAAAACAUUUCCUUCUCAAUAAGCCCUGGCCAGAGGGUGGGACUGUUGGGAAGAACCGGAUCAGGGAAAAGCACUUUGUUAUCAGCUUUUUUGAGGCUGCUGAACACUGAAGGAGAAAUCCUGAUUGAUGGUGUGUCUUGGGAUUCGAUACCUUUGCAACAGUGGAGGAAAGCCUUUGGAGUGAUCCCACAGAAAGUAUUCAUCUUUUCUGGAACAUUUAGAAAAAACUUGGAUCCCUAUGAACAGUGGAGUGAUCAAGAAAUAUGGAAAGUUGCAGAUGAGGUGGGACUCAGAUCUGUGAUCGAGCAGUUUCCCGGGAAGCUUGAUUUUGUCCUUGUGGAUGGGGGUUAUGUCCUAAGCCAUGGUCACAAGCAGUUGAUGUGCUUAGCCAGAUCUGUUCUCAGUAAGGCAAAGAUCUUGCUGCUUGAUGAACCGAGUGCUCAUUUGGACCCAAUAACAUACCAAAUCAUUCGAAGAAUCCUAAAACAAGCAUUUGCUGACUGUACAGUAAUCCUCUGUGAACACAGGAUAGAAGCAAUGUUGGAAUGUCAACGAUUUUUGGUCAUAGAGGAGAACAAAGUGCGGCAGUACGAUUCCCUCCAGAAGCUGCUGAGUGAGAAGAGCCUCUUCCGGCAGGCCAUCAGCUCCUCGGACCGCGUGAAGUUCUGCCCGCACCGCAACUCGAGCAAGCACAAGUCUGUGUCCAAAAUCUCCGCUCUGAAGGAGGAGACGGAGGAAGAGGUGCAAGAAACGAGGCUUUAG